Messenger RNA from Mollisia scopiformis, 2814 nucleotides. RefSeq lists its product as uncharacterized. The record is from RefSeq and is a predicted model, not a curated record. Bases 75 to 2624 code for a protein of 849 amino acids. NCBI's taxonomy places the organism in Eukaryota, Fungi, Ascomycota, Leotiomycetes, Helotiales, Mollisiaceae. Gene Ontology annotation, molecular function: double-stranded telomeric DNA binding. The transcript is spliced from 4 exons. Gene Ontology annotation, biological process: telomere maintenance via telomere lengthening.
GAUUGCAAUAUCUAAUCGCGCGCAUUUGUCGAGACAAACCCCAUUGAGAAAGGCCCAGCUUGUCAAAAUACACAAUGCCUCCUAAAGGAAGUGGACGAACGACUGCGAGAUCUGGCGCAGCCAGAAAUCAAGCAUCAUCACCUCCCAAGUCCCGCAGUCGCGACACAGAAAGUGCGGGACCACUCACCAGAUCCACACGAAGUCGAAGCGUAGAAGUCCGAGGUCAGAAUCCCGGCGCAACAACGAUAAAGAGAGAGACAAGAGGCUCUCGUGAAGGAACUGCGGAUAGCGUAGGAAGCAACGCCAGCAUCGCAUCUGGUCGAGGUGGUCGUACCAGACAAGCUACUCGAACAGCUGCUAUUGAACGAGAUCUUUCCAUCGUUGCAGAAGAUAGAGAAUCAGAGGAAAGUGACGAAGUCGAUGACAACGACGUACAGGGCCAUCCUUCUCCAGGAGCAGCAUCGCAGAUGUCUGGAACAACGGCUGUGACAACACAUUCACAGUCACAAAUCGCUAUGAUAGAUCCGAUUGUCUCGGAGGCGCUGGUUGAUCUUUUUGUUCGGUCCGAGAAUAUCAUAGACCUACUAAUACCUUCAAAUCUCACGGAAGAAGGGGUUGAAGAAAUUGUCAAAGAACUUCACACUCUGAAAUCAGACAGAGCGAAACGACUCAAGCUACGCGAGCAAGAUUUUGACGCGACGAGAGCGAACUUUGGCAGCGAUGACUUCAUUAACAGGAGCUUCUUGCUCAGAAGGCUUUUGGGCAGUGAUGAGCCUGGUCCAGGAAACUUUCGCCCCGAUGCUAUUGUCUACACAGCCAACCUGGCGACUUUAGUCAAAACAUUUAUGGUUGCUCAACAGAAAAGCUCAAAGACCGUCAGAAGUCUGCUGAGUUUUGAAAGUUGGUUCUCUGACUUAUUCGUUUACAAGUUCGACGAAGAGACUGAAUACGGCGGAAGCAGAUUGCUCGACGAGAGCUUUCAACUCUUGCUGGAAGUCCGGACACAAUUUGUAAUUAUUGAUCUUCAAGCGAAAAAGGAUCAAGAUGCCUUUGAUCCGGACUUCAUCCUCGCCUCUGCCUUCUACGCACAACCAGCACAGCGAGAGGAAACCCUGAACCAGUUUGACGAUAUCACUACUAAUGGGACUGUGAAAGGCUUUUCUCGUGGUCCACCGAUAUCCGAAGAGCAGAAAGGACUCGUAUAUAACCGAGUUAGCGACAUCAGAGAGUUCUUUCGUCAGAAUGAGCAAGCUAUCGAAGACGGUGAUGUGGUUGACUUUGAUCAGCUAGAGAGAACUUUUAGAUGGUUCACAUUUCUCACUGAUCUGGCUCAAUGGGUUCGAUCCCGCUUUCAGGAACUUUCGGAUAACGUGAAGGACCAAGGAGGUGCCACCAAUAUCAUGGUGGAUUUGCUUGGAGUCAUGAAGGAAAGUUUUGAAAGUCAAUCCGAAGUGAGCGCUGAGCAGAAUGUCGAUAGUACUGCCCUGUUGCUGGCAAACAUGAAAAGAUCAGGCGGGUUGACCUCAUCAGCCCCAUCAAGAGAUGCAUUUGCACCAUCCUCCUCAAUCCCGAAGCAGCCCACAGCUCAAGCUCGUCCCCCAUCUGAAAAUCCUGCUGACUUGGAUGAUGGCGGCGAUCAAGGGAUGCCGGAUCCGGUACAUCAACGUUCAGUCCCCGAAUAUGCAGAAACCUGGCGGCGGCAUACGAAUGAGAAAAAUAAGGAGAAUCUCGAGGCAGGGAAAAUGCCUAAGAGGACUCUUUUGGACGCUCAGCCCAAUGCUCAAAGAAUUAUAUUUGACAGUCAAAGUGAUAUGCCGGACGUAUCUUCGAAACGACGUCGCACUCCAGUCGAAGAAGAGGAGGAGGAGGAGGAAGAAGAGGAAGAAUUCGAGGAAGAUCAGAGGAUAUCUAACCCUCAGCGUAGAAUCAAUACCCAGACAAAGCGCCGCCCAACCCUUCCUGCUCCAGAAAGCUCUAGUCCCUCGAAAAGAAGGCGAAUCGAUGCAGCGGCCAACCAGCACGCAGAAGGAAGUGGUGGCGCACGUCGGAGACAAGAACCUGCUGAAUCCAGCCGAGCCCCCGAUGUCAGAAAGCCUACUGUCAAUGCGCUCCCUCGACCAUCCAGUUCAAGGCAAGUAAGGGUCAGCGAUGAUGAAGAUGACCCACCGAGGUCAAGUUUUCCUCGAAGGACAGCACGGAAUGAUACCGCUCGGUCAGCUAGUGAUAGGAUGAAUGUAGACGACGAUGAAGAAGACGUCGAUGCGCCAAAUCCAACUCAAGUUUCUGUCGUUGCUCGGGAAGAAACAGCCCGAAGUACGGCACGACGCAAAGUUGCCAUGAAAGAGUCCAGCAAAAGACGCACACCGUGGUCAGAAGCUGACGCUCAAUUACUCGUGGACUGCAUUGAAGAGUAUGGAUGUGGUUGGUCCACUAUUAGCAAGGUUGAGGGCUGGGAAUUUCACCGCGAUCAAGUCGCCCUGAAAGAUAAGGCUCGCAAUUUGAAAGUCCUUUACCUAAAGUCCCGCGUCCCUCUACCGAAGAACUUUGACUUUGUCCGUCUAGGAAGGAAAGAAAUCCUUGCUGUACAAGCAGUCAUACCUGAAUAUCAACCCGAACCUUGGUGACUUUGAUGUCAGAUGGCUCCUUAUGGACUGCUGGUGGCUGUUUUACAUUUUCUUACCUUAUACCCAUACAGCUAUUUUUUUGGUCGGCGUUCAGGUCAUUGGACCUUGGUCCUCUGCUUAUGAAGGUCUUGCUGUAUUAGAAAGGCAACACUGUGCGAUGAGUUUCAAUGAAAUCGCAUUUCGAUUCGUG